UAAUUAAUGAGUAAGGAUCGGAUAAAGACAGGCAAUUAAGGAAAUAAUUAUAAACAAAUACUAGAACGAACCCAUUCAAUUCAAUUCUAUCACUUGCCUACCACCAACCUUCCUCUUCUAUUCUCUCCUGUCCUCCUAUUUUCUCAUCUCUUAUUUGUUUGUUUGUUUCUUAUUAAGUUGCUCACAUAUAUACAUAUUACAACAGAGAAACAGAGAGAUACAUAUAAUUAUAUAUAUAUCAUUCAAAUUCAUAAAGAAAAAGAACGCAGCAAUAUGGCAGGAGGAUCGAUGGGAGCGGUGGGAGUGGCCAAGGAGAGAGCAAAGGAUUACAAGGGAAAAGUCACUUCUUAUGUUAUCAUUGCUUGUAUUGUUGCUGCUACCGGUGGUUCCUUAUUUGGUUAUGACAUUGGCAUUUCAGGUGGAGUGACAUCCAUGGAUGGAUUUCUAAACCAUUUCUUUCAUGGGGUAUACGUGAAGAAGAAACAUGCCCUUGAAAACAACUAUUGCAAAUUCAAUGAUCAGGGCCUUGCUGCUUUCACUUCUUCACUCUACCUAGCUGGCUUGGUUGCCUCUUUGGUUGCCUCCAAUGUUACCAGAAACUAUGGCCGCAAGAUUACCAUUAUAUGUGGUGGCCUUUUCUUCCUUGUUGGGGCUGCUCUUAAUGCUGCAGCACUCAACCUUGCCAUGCUUCUCUUGGGCCGAAUCAUGCUUGGAUUUGGCAUCGGAUUUGGAAAUCAGGCAGUUCCUCUUUAUUUGUCUGAAAUGGCACCAACACAUAUACGAGGGGGUGUGAACAUGAUGUUCCAAUUAGCAACCACCCUAGGGAUUUUCACAGCAAACAUGAUCAACUAUGGAACAUCAAAACUCGAACCAUGGGGAUGGAGGCUAUCACUUGGCCUAGCAGCACUUCCAGCAACUUUGAUGACAAUCGGAGGAAUACUUGUCCCUGAGACACCCAGCAGCUUGAUCGAAAGAGGAUUGACUGAGAGAGGGCGCAAGGUUCUAGAAAGGAUCAGAGGGACAGAGAAUGUUUCUGCAGAGUAUCAGGACAUGGUUGAAGCGAGUGAGUUUGCCAAGUCAAUUAAGCACCCUUUCAGAAACAUCUUACAGCGGAGGAACAGGCCACAGCUGAUUAUGGCCAUCUUCAUGCCAACAUUUCAGAUCCUUACAGGAAUAAAUUCUAUUCUGUUUUAUGCUCCUGUGCUAUUUCAGAGUAUGGGAUUUGCUGCAAACGCCUCUCUUUAUUCCUCAGCUCUAACAGGAGCUGUGCUUGCUUCCUCGACAUUGAUUUCCAUUGCAGCUGUUGAUCGACUAGGAAGACGGGCGCUGCUUAUCAGUGGAGGAAUAACGAUGAUCACUUGUCAAGUUAUUGUGGCAAUUAUCUUGGGAAUAAAAUUAGGAACAGCAGGGGAACUAUCAAAGGGCUAUUCCAUUAUAGUGGUGAUUGUGAUAUGCCUCUUUGUGCUGGCCUUUGGGUGGUCAUGGGGACCCCUAGGAUGGACCGUCCCUAGUGAGAUAUUUCCGCUGGAAACCAGAUCAGCAGGGCAGAGUAUAACAGUAGCAGUCAAUCUUCUGUUUACUUUCAUAAUUGCACAGUCUUUCCUAUAUCUGCUAUGCCACCUCAAAUUCGGGAUUUUCUUGUUCUUCGCUGGCUGGGUUACCGUCAUGACCAUAUUUGUACUCUUGUUCUUGCCUGAGACUAAGAAUGUACCGAUUGAAGAGAUGAUCCUUUUAUGGCAAAAGCAUUGGUUUUGGAAGAGGAUAAUGCCCCAGGAGUCUGUAAUUAAUGGUAGCUAAGUUGAAUAGGUGCUGCUAACACAACUGCAUAGCUGUUGUAGAAUGUAUUUAUACUUGCUUUUUUCUGGCCCUGAUAAUUUUUGUGUGUACUCAUACAAGAGAGGCUUGGAUACAUAUACAUAAUAUGAAAUGAGAGCAUUAGGCCUGAA
Chenopodium quinoa (quinoa) is the source of this 1946-nucleotide messenger RNA. Its product is annotated as sugar transport protein 7-like. Gene Ontology annotation, biological process: monosaccharide transmembrane transport. The transcript is spliced from 4 exons. Gene Ontology annotation, cellular component: membrane. Lineage: Eukaryota; Viridiplantae; Streptophyta; Magnoliopsida; Caryophyllales; Amaranthaceae. The coding region runs from base 274 to 1797 and encodes 507 amino acids. Gene Ontology annotation, molecular function: monosaccharide transmembrane transporter activity. The record is from RefSeq and is a predicted model, not a curated record.